Molecule: messenger RNA, 1626 nt
Organism: Thrips palmi
Lineage: Eukaryota; Metazoa; Arthropoda; Insecta; Thysanoptera; Thripidae
Gene: MED8
Product: mediator of RNA polymerase II transcription subunit 8
Exons: 6
Coding region: 243-1010 (255 amino acids)
Biological process (GO): regulation of transcription by RNA polymerase II
Cellular component (GO): core mediator complex; mediator complex
Molecular function (GO): transcription coregulator activity; RNA polymerase II cis-regulatory region sequence-specific DNA binding
Source: RefSeq, a predicted model, not a curated record
GUUGGCAGCACUGCAUGAGUGCUACACAGACAAAAACAAAACAAAGAAAAGAGUUGGUGGAGUUGUAAAGUUGCCCGAAGGGAGUUUGUGUUCAAUCCCACACUGUAUUCUUUCAUGGUAACUGACCUGCUCCCAAGAAAAAUUAGUGAGGAGGAUUUAAGUGUCCAAACGUUAUCUGCGGUGAUCCCUUCAUUUUGAAUAUUAUUCUAUUUCCCCGUUGCAAUUGAAGUACUUAGCUCAAGAUGCAGCGAGAAGAGAAGCAACUUGACAUGGCACUGGAUGCCAUUAUAAUGCGUGUCAAUGAUCUUAAACAGUCAAUCUCAAAUAUGAUUGUUAAAUUGGAACUAGAACACGAAACCCUCAAUUGGCCAACGUUUUUAGAUAACUUUGCCCUUAUGUCUGGACAGUUAACGGCACUUACAAAAGUCCUUACACAAGAUAAAUGUCCGGCCUUGAGAAACUUGGUGGUUCUUCCUAUUCAACUUAGUCAAGAAAGAGACCCAGAGCUACUUCGGAUCACAGAGCAAAGAGUUCCUCAAUUCUCUCAUGAUUUGGCUCCUGAUUACUUGCGUACAAAACUAGAACCUGACGUAGAGCAGAGAAUGCUGCAACUUGAAAUCAAAGCUGGAAACAUGACUUAUGAAAUGGCACAGAAACAGGUAUCAGCCUUCAAUAAAGUCAUGAACCAUGUUUGGGAUGUGGUGAGCAAAGCAAGAGAAGAGUGGGAAAGUGAAUCUGGUUCGCGAUCAGGCCCUCAACAAACUACAUCAAUAAGUGAUACUCAUCUUCUUGUGUCUGCCAUCAGUGCAGGAAAGAAUUUGAAGAUGCCUGUACCACAAGGGCAAGCAGGUCCUCCAGGCAUGAUGGGUCCGGGUGGGCGCCCAGGAGUGGGGCCACCAGGUGGUCCAAUGAUGAAUCCUGGUCAACAAAUGGGCCCCAUGGGUAAAGUGCCCAGUGGAAUCAAGACAAAUAUCAAAGCUGCUUCUCAGAUUCAUCCAUAUAACAGAUAGGAAUUCCCCUUCAAUUUUACUUAUUGCUUGUGAAAUUUGUUAGUUGUUUGUAUGUGAAGGGAAAAGGUUUAAUUAUUGUUCAUAAGGAAAUUAAAUUAGAUAGAAAAAAAAAAACGAGUAAGAUAUAUUACUUUAUUUAUUGUUGGGGACAAAUGCAUAAUUUGAAGCUAGUUCCUCAAUAAAUGCAGAAGAGCAGGUGAAAAUUUGGACUACACUAAUCACAAUGUGUAUUGAACCCUAAAUAUCCAGGACAAAAUUGAUUUAAUACAUACAUAAAAUAGUGUAAGAGAUACCUGUGGAAGAUUUAAUACUCAGGUACACCACCACACACCAACGGCUUUUGUUAAAAUUGAUAUAUAUAAGAGGUACAAAGGGUUGUGCCAUUGACCCAACUCAGAUCCAAAGAAUGGCCAAACAAUUCAAAAUAAAAAUCGACAAUCUUGUUAAAAUGCAAAGCAUGAAAAAUGCAAGUUUCACCAAGUUACAACUAUAUGGCAUGUUAGGUUUUUAACAAGAGUAUCAAUCUACUGAAUGAGCUAACAUCAGAAAAAAGACAAGACAGUUGGGCCAAACAGCUAUGAGAAAAUGUAUAAUGUCAGAUUUCAUGGUUCCACCU